AUGGGUAGAAGAAGACUGAAUUACAUUUGUGAUGAUCUUACGCAAGGGAUUGGAAUAAUUCCAAAAGUUUCGAUGAAUGUGCCAUCACUAACUGCAUCAUCUUCGUAUGAUGUUGUCAUUGGUGGUAGCAAUGCAGUGGUACUAUCAGCCACACAGCAACCAGCUAUUCGUCAAAAUGUCGCAACACGUAGAGUUUUGCGUCCUUCACAUGAAGCACAGGUUGGAUCCAGUGUAAUUGAAGAAGAGUGUGUUAGCAAUACUGUUGCCGAAACUGGUGGAAGUGCUAAUAGCAGCAGCCUACGACGGCAGCAUCUUUUCGAUCGUUCGCAUCGUAUUUCACGUGAACAAAAUCUAGCUGUUCGAAGCUUAAGCACUGCUUCGAGUUCUAUGCCACACUCUACAACUAUGGUAAUGGAGUUGAAUGGUUCACGGUCACGCACCCAGUCAAAUGCUAAUCCCAUGGGUUCUUGUUAUGAGGACAUGUUCCGUCCAAGUCGAUUUGACCAAAUCAUCAGUUCGUCACCACCACCACUUGAAGUAAUGGAAGCAUAUGCAUGGAAUCCAGAUGAUCGUUCACUCAACAUUUUUGUUAAGGAUGAUGAUCGAUUGACAUUCCACAGACACCCAGUUGCUCAGUCCACCGAUUCCAUUCGUGCUAAGAUUGGUUUCUCGAAGGGUUUUCAUGUUUGGCAAAUUAAAUGGCCGCAGAGACAGAGAGGAACUCAUGCUUCAGUGGGUGUAGCAACGAAAGCGGCAUCAUUGCAUGCUGUUGGUUAUACAUCACUUAUUGGCUCUAAUAGUGAGUCCUAUGGAUGGGAUUUGAUACGCAAUAAGUGUUAUCAUGAUUCAAAGAACACAAAUGGUUGGACAUAUCCCAAAUGUACACUACGCGAUGAGAAUCAUCUGGCACCUGAUCAGUUCUACUGUAUUCUUGAUAUGGACGAAGGAUACAUGGCAUUUGCUUCUGAUGCUGACUAUUAUGGUGUAGCAUUUACAGGUUUGAAGGGUCGAGAACUGUAUCCAAUUGUUUCCGCGGUUUGGGGCCACUGUGAAAUCACCAUAAAAUACCUCGGAGGGCUUGAUCCUGAACCGCUGACGCUUUUGGAAUUAUGCCGACGAUCAAUUCGGACAUUUUUAAGAAAAGACCGUAUUUAUCGGGCACGAGAGCUGAGGUUGCCAACUGGCCUGAAAAAAUAUUUGCUUUACAAAUGCUAA
Molecule: messenger RNA, 1215 nt
Organism: Loa loa (African eye worm)
Lineage: Eukaryota; Metazoa; Nematoda; Chromadorea; Rhabditida; Onchocercidae
Product: SPRY domain-containing SOCS box protein SSB-4
Exons: 6
Coding region: 1-1215 (404 amino acids)
Biological process (GO): proteasome-mediated ubiquitin-dependent protein catabolic process
Cellular component (GO): SCF ubiquitin ligase complex
Molecular function (GO): protein binding
Source: RefSeq, a predicted model, not a curated record